This is a messenger RNA of Sphaeramia orbicularis (orbiculate cardinalfish), 1904 nucleotides long. It is a transcript of the gene barx2, whose product is annotated as BARX homeobox 2. Lineage: Eukaryota; Metazoa; Chordata; Actinopteri; Kurtiformes; Apogonidae. The record is from RefSeq and is a predicted model, not a curated record. Bases 206 to 1096 code for a protein of 296 amino acids. Gene Ontology annotation, biological process: regulation of DNA-templated transcription. The transcript has 4 exons. Gene Ontology annotation, molecular function: DNA binding; DNA-binding transcription factor activity, RNA polymerase II-specific.
CAUUCCCACUGUGGCGCUCUGCGCAGCUCCAGUUGAAGGCUCCUGCUCCUCAGCACCAAACUUCAGGGAAAGCUACACUGUAUUUAAGACAAACAAUGAGUUAUUUACGAGCAUAAAUUGGACUCGUAGUUGAUUUCCCAGUUGAUCUGCACAAGUGUAGUUCAGUCGGUCCUGGUGUUGCAGUCAAAGCGCACAGCGAGAGAUCAUGCACUGUCAAGCCGAGCUGAGGCUCUCCACACCCGGGCAGCUGAAGGCUGCCAGAAGGCGCUACAAGACGUUCAUGAUAGACGAGAUCCUCUCCAAGGAGACUUGUGAUUAUUUCGAGAAACUUUCCCUGUACUCUGUGUGCCCUUCGCUCAUUGUUCGACCGAAGCCUCUUCAUUCAUGUUCGGGCUCCUCAUCACUACGUGCCUACCCACUCCUCUCGGUGAUCACGCGGCAGCCGCCCAACCUACCUCACCACCUCCCCCAGCCGUCGUCUCCGGGUGGGGUCCACUCGCACCUGCCCUUGCUCUCCCCUCAGCAUCCGCGAGGCUCCGAGCCCUCCCCCAGCCAGACGCCCCUCAGCAUCAGCAGUGAAUCGGAAACGGAACGCAGCACGCCCCGUCUGAAAAAACCCCGUCGUAGCCGCACCAUAUUCACUGAGCUGCAGCUUAUGGGCUUGGAAAAGAAGUUUCAGAAGCAGAAGUACCUCUCCACACCUGAUAGGUUAGACCUAGCCCAGUCACUUGGCCUCACUCAACUUCAGGUGAAGACAUGGUACCAAAACAGACGAAUGAAGUGGAAGAAAAUGGUUCUUAAAGGAGGUCACGAGGCACCUACUAAGCCCAAAGGAAGACCCAAGAAGAACUCCAUUCCCACCACAGAGGAAAUAGAGGCAGAAGAGAGGAGAAUGAAGAUAGAAGAAGAAGAGAGGAUGAGGAGGGCGGUCGGCGAAGCGGCGCUGGCUCACGGAGGAGAGGCGUCGUCGGAAUCUCAAGAUCUCAGCUCGGUCCCGACCGUGGCUGCAGAAACUCACAAUCCAGCCACGUCGAUGGAAGGAUCUGAGCGAAAGAUGCCACUCCUGAUGCCUUCAGAGACUCACGUGGCCAGUUAAAGCAGACGAACCAACCAAAGACUAAUGCCAACCAGAAAACAAAUAGUGCCUCAGGAUCACUGUAAAAAGCCUGUGUGUCGUUUUAGAGCCAUUCGAGGUAGGGAUUUUUGACUGGAAAACACGGCGGCAUCCAAUCUUAUACCUAAUGUAGCCUAUUGUUAUUUUGUCGAAAUUGUGGAAAGCUAGCAUGUAUAGACACUCAUUGCACUGGUGAAAAUUAGGAUUAAAAAAAAAAAAAAAAAAGAAAAAGCUGUAUUUGAGCAAGUCCGUCACAUAUGGAGUGUAAAUCUGUCAAAUCCAACCAGGUCAUUCAAGCCUUAAUCACAACACAGUAUUGCAACGUUUGUAUUACUCACACCUCUCGAUCCUCACAGCUGCCUCAAGUUGUGUUAUGUGCCAAAAUAUCAAAGUUUGCCUUAACGUAGUGUAUCUGUGUAUUAUAAAUCACUGCCAAAAACUGUAAUACUACAUGGUUACAGUGCCUUGCUGGUCUCAGAGGAAAAGCUUUUAAAGUGUUGAUAUGAUAACUUCAAAUGCAAGUAUAUUUUUUACAGUGCUUUUGAUUACAAGUGCCAUUUUUGGAGACAGAGUUAAAAAGUUUAGAUGGAGAAUAAUUUGUGUUUGAAUUAUUUUUUUUUCUCCUUACAAUUUAAGGUGCAAACAUGUCCGUUAUUUGGUUAGUAUAGCUUGCAUUCACAUUAAAAAAAAAAAAAAAUAGAAAUAAAAAAUCAGUCUAUCUAUAAAUCUAUAUCUGUCAAGCUACACACUGUAUCAUACUGUAGAAAUAUGUAUAAAGUAUAAAAUAUAU